Molecule: messenger RNA, 609 nt
Organism: Striga hermonthica
Lineage: Eukaryota; Viridiplantae; Streptophyta; Magnoliopsida; Lamiales; Orobanchaceae
Source: the annotation of a GenBank genome assembly
AUGGUCACCGAGGAGAUUUCAAUGUGGAGGGCAAUGAUCAGAACUCCUGCUUCAAUUGUUCUGAUUGUCUACACUUCCAUUGCAGUUUGGUUUGUCGGUGGCCUAACAGCUUUCCAUCUUUAUCUGAUCAGCACAAAUCAGACGACCUACGAGAACUUCAGAUAUAGAUACGACCGGCGUGCCAACCCCUACAACAAAGAAGUUGUCAAAAACUUCAAGGAGAUAUUCUGCGGUCCCACGCCUCCCUCGAAGAACGACUUCCGGGCCCUGGUGCUCCAAGGGCCUCCUCUCCCCCCAAGAUCCGUGGCUGCUGGUGGUGGCUUUGUGAGCCCGAACAUGGGCAACGCCGGUGAUGACAUCGAGAUGGGCCGGAAAGCUGUUUGGGGAGAUGUCGGUUCUGUUUUGGACCAGUCGGAGGCCCAAUUGAGUGAUAAUGAUGGGCUCAACAAUAGGAAGGAGAGUGGAUUAGGUGAGAUGUCCCCUGAGAUAAGGACGACAGUGGAUGAGGUGGACCGUGCGGGGGUUCAUCACCCGAGACGGUCGAGCUGGGGAGGAAGAGCGGCAGCUGGGAGAUGUCGCCGGAGGUUCUUGCGCUGUCUUCAAGAAUAG